CAGCAACAACACAUUACAAAACUGCCCGGGUUUUGUAACCAUCCCGCAGGGCGCUGCCCAAUGAGCGGCUGCAGCGGGAGCGGCCGAGGGGGUGGAGCGCAGAGGGGAGCGCGAGGGAAUCACACGACCCCCCCUUUUUUUUUUUAGUUUUUACAUAAGUCUUGCGGCCGGACGAGGUCGUUCUGCUUAGGGGCGUGCGCGGCGGAGAAGCCGGCAGGAAGAAUGGAGCGGGUGGCGCCGUCGCCUCCGCUUCCAACCAGACGAGCGGGCGGCAGCAGCAGCGCACCGGCGACACAUCGAAGAUUCCUGCAGCCGCCUUCUCCAGCCUGGCGCGCCUCGGCGUUCCCCUCCAGCAAAGCCGGCGUCUCCGCCCUCUAGAGCCAAGGCCACCACCCCGUUUCCACCCAGCCAUGGGCUCCCCGCCGCGGCAGGAGGAGCAAAAGCCUUUGGCGCUGCGCUUGGCCAAGGAGGCGCGGCAGGCGCGCGGCGGUCCGGAGUUCUCUUCUCGCUCCGUUUCCUCGUCGUCGUCGCUGACGGAGGCCCCGAUGCGGCCGCCCGAGUGGCAGGGGCUGCUCCAGCGGGCCGAGUGGCUGGUGCAGGACGGGCAGCUCCCCGAAGCCCUCAGGCUCUACCGGCUGGCCUCGGGUCACCCCCGCCCGCUGCGCGCGGAGCAACUGGGCGAGCUGGUGGAUUGCCUGGCGCGCAGUCUCCGCGGGAAGGGCGGCUGGGCGACGGCGCCCGGCGCGGCGACUCCAACUCCGGGCCAGGAAUGGGAGGUCUUCGGCUGCCGCAAGUGCCAAGGCUUCCUCUACGAGCCCGUCUCGCUGCUUUGCGGCCACACCUUUUGCAAAAAGUGCCUGGAGAAGGAAAGGGGCCAGGCUGCGGCGGGAGCCACGGAGGUGGUGCCGGCGGCGGGAUGCGGCCUCUGUCCGGAGGGCGAGAGCGCCCAGCCACGGCUCCGGGUGAAUGUCAUCCUCAGCAACCUGUUGGGCAAAUGGUUUCCCGGGCAAGUGAAGGCGUCGAGACUCCGGCAUGAAGGGAAUCUCUUAUAUAAGGAGAAGAAUCUGCAGGCAGCCCUUCAGAAGUACAACGAAGCAGUCCGAUUAGCUCCCAAUGAUCAUUUGUUAUAUAGCAACCGGUCCCAGAUUAAUUCUACUUUGCAAUGUUGUGAAGAAGCGUUGGAUGAUGCAGAAAUGGCCUGUAGGCUCCAGCCAUACUGGGUGAAGGGCCACUUACGGAAGGGACAAGCCCUUGUUAACCUUGGGAAAACGGAAGAAGCUUUGCACGAGUUUUUAUUCUGUCUUGCUUUGGAUGACGGGAAUAAAACAGCCAAAUCAGAAGCUCAAAGGCUUCUACUUAAUUUAUUUUCGCGUAUCCUGGGGAAUGCUCAGGAAAACUUGCCUGAUAUCCUGCAGCUGUUGUCCUGUCACUCUAGAUUAAAAGGGAACCUAUUAAAUUCAGUGGGAUUUGGAGGCAUCGGCCACAGCCUACAAAACUUGCUCCAGGCAAAUAUGGAGCAGGAAAAGUACUUCAUUCUCCAUGAGGAUCAGAAAGCAAGUGACUGCAACAGCUUGGGGAAAUCCAUCCCAGUGGCAGAGAGCCGGAAAAGAAGCUCGAACGAGAACAGGCAUGCCUCUUCAGCAACAGAGCCUGCUGUUCGCAUUUCUGAGAAAUGCCAACUUCUAAAGAGAAAGCACUGCUCUGAAGAAGCCCCAAACACUGACCCACCUAGGAAAAUUGUGAAAAGGGAUGCAAGUGAUGAAAAAGGCACCGGGGCUGGGAACUGUGGUCUGUCUGAAUUUGUGGACCCAUCCGAUCUGGAGUGUUCGUUGUGCAUGAGGCUCUUCUACGAACCUGUCACCACCCCCUGUGGACAUACAUUCUGCCUGAAAUGCCUUGAAAGAUGUUUGGAUCACAACCCGAAAUGUCCCCUGUGCAAAGAGGGGCUCUUGGAGUGUCUGGCAAAGAGGAAACACUGUAAGACUGUUCUGAUGGAGGACUUAAUUGCAAAGUACCUUCCUGAGGAGUUCACGGAACGGAGGAAGGUUCACGAAGAAGAAAUUGCUGAACUUUCCAACUUGAACAACAACGUCCCCAUAUUUGUCUGUACAAUGGCCUACCCCACCGUCCCUUGCCCACUGCACAUCUUUGAACCAUGCUACCGACUGAUGAUCCGGAGAUGCAUGGAGACAGGCACCAAGCAGUUUGGAAUGUGUAUUGGGGACCCUCUCAAAGGAUUUGCGGAUUAUGGCUGUAUCCUGGAGAUACGAAACGUUGAAUUCUUUGCUGAUGGACGAUCCGUGGUUGACAGUAUUGGCAAAAGGAGGUUCAGAGUGUUGCAGCACGGCCAACGUGAUGGGUACAACACAGCCGAUAUUGAGUACAUAGAAGAUGAAAUGGUGCAAGGAACAGAAUACUCUGGGCUGAUUGUGCUUCACAAUUCUGUAUAUGAUCAGGCCUACAAGUGGUUUGAGUCUCUCAAGCCAGCGCUCAAGAGUCGUAUCCUCAGUCAUUUUGGUCCAAUACCUGCUAAGGAGUCAGACCCACAGUCUAACGCCAAUGGCCCUGCCUGGUGCUGGUGGACACUUGCCGUUCUCCCUCUUGAGAGCAGAGCCCAGCUCCCAUUUCUGGCCAUGACGUCCUUGAAAGACCGCCUCAACAGCAUCAGGCGCAUCCUUGCUUUCAUGUCCCGUGCAAGAUCGCGAUGAUAACGCCAAGAGAAGUCCCGUGAAUCCUCUUACGAUACUUGAGCACUUGAGUAUUUCUCUGCCAACAGUGGCCGCUUCCAUACAUCGAGGCCUUUUUUGAGCUUUCUGUCUCCUGCUAUUACAUCGGGUUGUUGACCCAUGCAGAAGAAAGUGGCAGCAGACAGGCAUUUGUAAUGCAGAUGAACAUCCUGGUUGCUAUAGGCUUUUUUCCUGUUGUCCUUUACCAGUUGAAGCAAGAGCUCCGGUUUUAAGCCUCGAGGGUGAAAGUGCCCUAUAUCUAGCUGCAAUAAUGUUUUACAGAGAAUAAUUUUUGGAAAAAGAAAUGGCUCUAGCUUGAGCUGUCUUGUACAGCAAAAACGAUACCAAACGUUGGGUAGCUAUUGUGCAGGACGCAUGCAAAAACCAUCCCAAGCACAUUCUACUCGGAACUAAGUCCCAAAGAGAGUGAUGGGUCUUAACUUCCAUGUAACUAUGCUUAGGGUUACAGCCUUAAUGUUCUUGAGUUGAUUCUUCAAUUGCUGCACUGUUUUAAAUAUAUAUAUAUAUAUAUGUAUAUAUAUAUGUAUAUAUAUAUAUGUAUAUGUAUAUAUAUAUAUGUAUAUGUAUAUAUAUGUAUAUGUAUAUAUAUAUAUAUAUAUAUAUAUAAGUGAACAAAACAGAAUUGAACUUGUUUGCCAAAACAUUUUUUUAAAAAGCUUUCUCAUUAUUUUUAUUUUAUUUUGUUUGGGAAUAGCUGCAUUGAAAUCUUUCUGGUUUAAUGUGAAGUCGAAAUAACCAGCCAUUUUGCUGUAUUAUUUCAAGGUGUAUUCCAAAGGGUUUCGGUUUUGUAUGGAUCUGUAUAUUAAUAACAUUCACAAGAUUUUCCUGGAUUUUUAUUAUUAUUUUGCACUAAAAAAAUUGUUUAGUUGAUUUUCAGUUGUAAAUACACAGCACAAUGUUGAUUACUCCAAAAUACAUCUGAUUGCAUUUGAUGGUGCUUAGCUUACUUCCUAGUAAAAAAGUGGGUUUAGGAUCGCAGGCUAAGUAUAUGUGUAUUCUUAUAGAAGUUCAGCUACUGUACUAAUUUAGGGUGCGAUUCAACUUGCCUUUACACUGGACUGAGGGGGGUUAGAUGCAGCGGAUCUCCAGCUGAGCCAACUGGGUCCUGGCUCAGCCGCGCUAUGCCAGUGCAAGUCCCUCAGCUAGGCCAGCUAAGACUGGCACAAGUGGAGCUGGUAUAAGGCCCAAAAAGGGUGUGUUUGGGGUGGGGUGUCAGGGAAGGGGCUGAGGAGAGGAGACUUAGGCCAUAUCCAGCUCCUGUUCGGAGCGCUCCUGCAAAAUCCAGGCACAAAUUACACCUAGAAAAAGGUUGGUCUAAGAAAAUAAUUACAAUAGAAGUCAAUGGAGAGGGCUUACACCCCAGUAGGGGUAUUUGGGAGAUCAAGCUUUUCCUUUCUGGUCCCUGUGCGCAGCUCCCGGCUGAGCCAGCGUUCAGCCAACCCAGAGGCUCCUGAAUGGCAAUUGGAUGCAGUGGAACUUUAUGCCAGCUUCUCUUCCUCCAGCACAGCUUACGCCGGCUUCCCCUGAGUUGGAUUGCUCUGCCUGGCUGCAAUCUAAUACACACUUACCUAGAAGUAAGUCCCAUUGAACCCAGUGGAGCUUACUUCUGAGUAGACAUGUAUUGGAUUGCUGCCUUAGGGUUUUUUUUAUAUAUUGAACAUGAGUUUUGGGGGAGCAGAAGAGAAUGGAAUGGGGAAAUUAAGAACACAGUCUGAUACUUCGAUAAUUUGUUUGACAUUUUGUGGGGGGUCUAACAUUUUUACCUACAUAUCGGCAUUGGUACAUUGGGUUGGAUCCAAACUUGCUCAUAUGUAGAGUUGACCCAUUGGAAUCAGUGAGACUUAAAUCACGACUAACCUAAGUCCCAUUGGUUUCAGUGGGUCUCCUGGAAACAUGACGAAUAGCACAAUGCUAACCAUGUCCACUUAGAAGUAAGUCGUAUUGAAUUUAGUGGGGCUUAUUCCCGAGUAAGAGGGGUUUGAAUUGCAGUCUAAGUCUAGAUCUGAUCCUCCAUCUUUCGCGGAUGUGUCACAGCAACCUUCCUUCAAUAUUUUUUCUUUGUUUUUUUUAAAAAAGUCCAAAAUAGUUGGUUGCAAAUGUUUCAAAAUUAUUUAUCCUUGCUGUCAGGAGCCAGAUACUAUCUAUCUGGGUGAGUUCUGUCUUGGCUUUUUAUUCAGCAGAGGUUUUAAGAAUGCUCAUGAACAGCAAUGGAGGCGAAAGGGGGGGGGUCUUUUGCUUGCCAUGUGAUCCUUAUAGAUCUUCAAGCUCUGUCCAGAGUUAGUGUUGCUGAAUCUGUGUUGUUUGUGAGCACUGAGGGAAAAGGGGUGUCCUUGACACAUUUUCCUGUAUCUUUUUUUUCCCUUGCUAUGACAGUGUGUUGUGCUUUUUGGAUCUGAAUAAAUCUAUGGUUUUGCUAAGUAGAACUCAAAGGGGCCAUUCACAAUACAACAGUAGACAACUCUGAAAGGAUCUUAUUAAAGCAUGUCUUUGGGAGUUUUUGUAAUGGGAACAGGUGGGAAGGCAGAGACAGGACAUAAAUAGUUUUUAGCCUGUGUCCACAGAGGAAAGUCCUUGGGGUGGAAGCAGUAUCUUCAUGUGUGUCAUUCCACCAUUGGUAAUUUGCAAUUUACUCUCCUUGGGAGCAUAUUCAUCACUUGGUGAAGGGCCAUAGCUCAGUGGUUGAGCAGAUGCUUUGCAUGCAGAAGGUCCCAGGUUAAUCCUGGCAUCUCCAGGUAGUGUGGGAAAGACCCACUGCUUGAAAUCCAGGAGAGUUGCUGCUGGUUAGUGCAGACAGCACUGAGCUAAAUUGGUCUGACUUGGCAGUUUCCUAUGUUCCUAAUUUGUUGCUUUUCUGCUUCUUUUGAAUUGUUGCAAAAUUGCGUUGUUUUUAUUUAAACUAGGGGCAAAUAAUGUGAUAAAGGAUAUCCUUUUUUAAAAAAAGUGGAGAUAAUUUUAUUUUCUUGACUAUACUGUGAGGCAGGGUGUAGAUCUCUCCUGAAUUUUGAAAUAAUUUAAUGCCUUGAUAUUUUUUUUCUUAAUGACAUUUUUCUACUCUUUCAUUCUCAUGUUUAACGGAGACUUACUAGAAAGCAUGCUUUAGAGUUCCAAGAAUUUUUUUUAGAAACCCUCUCUUUUAUGAACAGAUGCUGGUAUCCGAAUAAAACACAGGUGUAUAUAAUUGCUUGAAAAAGAGCUCCAGAAGAAGUUGCUAAUGACAUUUCCAGCUUUGUGAAAAACAUUUAAUCAAUUAAUUGAUUGCUCUUAAACUGUUAAUAUAAAGAAGAUUUUGUAUUAUGUAGAGUUUUCGUUUUUCAGUAAUGGCUCCACCGAGGCAGAUGUCUUCCAAUUGUAGUUCCAGAGAGGCUUUGCUUAAAUUCUUUGAAAUGUGCCCACAGGGGUCCAAAUUAUAAAUGGAAAUGGACUGUAGUCAUUUUGGGGGGGUUGGGGUUGGAUUGUUCUAGGUGAAACAAAUCCACAUUGAAAGCUGUUGUGGCCGUUAUGUGCACAAACAUUGGCCCUUUUGCAACUGCAAAGUGGGAGCUUGAAAUGCUUUUCCCAGUCUAGACAGAGCUGUUGGCCCUCUCCACUGCUCACCUCCCCCUGACUCGCAAUGAAAAUCAGUCCUUAAAACUAGGUCAAUUUCCAUUCAUACCAAUUGCAUUCCCAGGUGGACAAUCAAAGCAAAACCACUAUGGCAGGCCCAUGUCUUAGAACGAAAGAGUAGAUCUUAGCUUCCCCCCCCUUUCUCUCUCUCUCUAGAUAAAAGCUCUAGAUUUAUUUUCCACUUGAGUGCCCAUAGCAAUUUACAAAAACGUGAAAUAAAAAUAACAAAAGGCAACAGCUAAAGAAAAAGGUGGGGCCCAUGGUAUCAUUAAAAAAAAAAAAAAGCAUGAUCAAAA
Messenger RNA from Rhineura floridana, 6646 nucleotides. RefSeq names its product LON peptidase N-terminal domain and ring finger 3 (gene LONRF3). Gene Ontology annotation, molecular function: protein binding. Bases 411 to 2708 code for a protein of 765 amino acids. The transcript is spliced from 12 exons. The record is from RefSeq and is a predicted model, not a curated record. Lineage: Eukaryota; Metazoa; Chordata; Lepidosauria; Squamata; Rhineuridae.